This is a messenger RNA of Helicoverpa armigera (cotton bollworm), 3548 nucleotides long. RefSeq names its product zinc finger protein 501. The record is from RefSeq and is a predicted model, not a curated record. The transcript is spliced from 7 exons. Lineage: Eukaryota; Metazoa; Arthropoda; Insecta; Lepidoptera; Noctuidae. Gene Ontology annotation, molecular function: RNA polymerase II cis-regulatory region sequence-specific DNA binding; DNA-binding transcription factor activity; zinc ion binding. Bases 166 to 1575 code for a protein of 469 amino acids. Gene Ontology annotation, cellular component: nucleus. Gene Ontology annotation, biological process: regulation of transcription by RNA polymerase II.
GUCAGUGUCAAAUAUAUUUUUUAUCAAGGAAUUGUAUGAAAACAAAAAACAGUUAAAAAUUCUAAAAAUAAGCAAUUUUUUCAUGUUUUACGUAUUAAAUAUUGCGAAUUAAUACCUUAGUUAUUAUUUUUUUAGUUAAACUAGUGUAGUUUUAGUGUAAAAACCAUGGAUUUCUCUGAAAUUUGUCGGACUUGUUUGAAGAACAAUAAAAAUGGUUUAACUCCAAUUUUUCUGUCUGAAGACGCUCAAAAUAUGUUACCAGGACUACUGUUAUCGUGUACAGGAGUUCAGAUCAAAUACAACGACGGAUUACCACAAAACAUGUGUAAAAACUGCAUGAACAAUUUUAACAACAAUUUAAAAUUCAGAAAACAAUGCAAGCAAGCUGAAACAUUACUUCUAAAGAUAAAAACCGAAAACUAUACCAAUAACGAUGAAACUUUAGUCAAACCACACGAUUUUACUGAAGAACUAGAAGACUCCAAUCUUAAAUCAGAAUUAAAAAGUAUUAAAUUCGAACCUACAGAUGCCGAAUUUGAAAACAAACCUUUAAAAUUAUAUUUACAACACACCGAAAGUAUUAACAUACCAGAAAUUAAUGAAAACACUGUAUUCAAUGAUGAUAAUUUUACCGAAGACACCAUAUUAAAAACGGAAGAAAAUAUUGACAAUGAAACACUAAAUAUUAAAGUUACUAAAUCUACCGAUGUACCGUACAUAGUCACGGACGUAGUGACGGACAAAACUACUCGAGUUAUAUGCAAACUUUGUACUAAAGAGUUGUCGAUCCGGAGUAUAGAUGCUCAUAUGAUGCGGAGACACCCUGGGGCUGACGAGAGGAAGGUGCGGUGUGAGCUCUGUGAUAAGUACGUGAUGAGGAACAAGAUGAACAGGCAUCGAGUUAUGAUGCAUGGGAGUGCUGGAGUUAAAUGCGGCUAUUGUAAAUCAGAGUUCAACAGCAAAGAACAGCUGUUAGAUCAUGUGGAGUCAUGCACAGCUAAAGUUAGGAAGAGGAAGAUCAAUGAAUCUGGCAGAACGAUGGCGGAAUGCGAUAUAUGUAAGAUGAAGAUGCAGAGAGCUAGCUUGAACAAACAUAAGGCAGUCACACACGCUGGCUUGAGACCUGUCUGUGAGCACUGCGGCAAGAGUUUCGGCAAUAAGUUUCGUCUAAACGAGCAUUAUAGAGCUAAGCAUGGAUAUGAGAAGUUUCAAUGCGGAACAUGCGAGUUUCAGAGUGCUGGCAUUGUGGCUAUGCGGAACCACGAGCGUCGUCACCGCGGCGAGAAGCCGUUUGUAUGCGAGUCUUGCGGCGCCGACUUCCACGCCGCGUACCUGCUCAUGCAGCACCGACACUCGCACAACACUGAUAAGCUCGUUAAGUGUGACCUCUGUCCCUCCCGUUUCAAAGCUCGCGACAACUUGCACAUGCACAAACUGACAUGCCACAGCAAGUCGCGAUACACCUGCACACUAUGUGCACGACGCUACAAGUGCCGCUACUACGCCGUCAGACACGCGAGACUCGUCCAUGCUGCUGCCGACCCCGCUCGCAUCGUCCAGCCGGCUGAACAGUAGCCCGGAGGCGGCAAGUUGCUGAUACACCUGCACUGUAUGUGCACGACGCUACAAGUGCCGCUACUACGCCGUCAGACACGCGAGACUCGUCCAUGCUGCUGCCGACCCCGCUCGCAUCGUCCAGCCGGCUGAACAGUAGCCCGGAGGCGGCAAGUUGCUGAUACACCUGCACUGUAUGUGCACGACGCUACAAGUGCCGCUACUACGCCGUCAGACACGCGAGACUCGUCCAUGCUGCUGCCGACCCGCUCGCAUCGUCCAGCCGGCUGAACAGUAGCCCGGAGGCGGCAAGUUGCUGAUACACCUGCACUGUAUGUGCACGACGCUACAAGUGCCGCUACUACGCCGUCAGACACGCGAGACUCGUCCAUGCUGCUGCCGACCCCGCUCGCAUCGUCCAGCCGGCUGAACAGUAGCCCGGAGGCGGCAAGUCGCGGUACACCUGCACUGUAUGUGCACGACGCUACAAGUGCCGCUACUACGCCGUCAGACACGCGAGACUCGUCCAUGCUGCUGCCGACCCCGCUCGCAUCGUCCAGCCGGCUGAACAGUAGCCCGGAGGCGGCAAGUUGCUGAUACACCUGCACUGUAUGUGCACGACGCUACAAGUGCCGCUACUACGCCGUCAGACACGCGAGACUCGUCCAUGCUGCCGCCGACCCCGCUCGCAUCGUCCAGCCGGCUGAACAGUAGCCCGGAGGCGGCAAGUUGCUGAUACACCUGCACUGUAUGUGCACGACGCUACAAGUGCCGCUACUACGCCGUCAGACACGCGAGACUCGUCCAUGCUGCCGCCGACCCCGCUCGCAUCGUCCAGCCGGCUGAACAGUAGCCCGGAGGCGGCAAGUUGCUGAUACACCUGCACUGUAUGUGCACGACGCUACAAGUGCCGCUACUACGCCGUCAGACACGCGAGACUCGUCCAUGCUGCCGCCGACCCGCUCGCAUCGUCCAGCCGGCUGAACAGUAGCCCGGAGGCGGCAAGUUGCUGAUACACCUGCACUGUAUGUGCACGACGCUACAAGUGCCGCUACUACGCCGUCAGACACGCGAGACUCGUCCAUGCUGCCGCCGACCCCGCUCGCAUCGUCCAGCCGGCUGAACAGUAGCCCGGAGGCGGCAAGUUGCUGAUAUAUAACGUCCAUGACAGUGAACAUUGAUAAAAAAAAUACUAAUGACGGCGUCCAAGCCCAUUGAAAUUGUUAGAGCAGAAAGAGAUCAGCUGCGCUGCGAUAUUAUAGGACACCCACAUUAGCUCGGACUGCGGCGGCACUCACUAUUCCUUCACUCAGGGCGCGCCAUGCGACGACAAGCCCACUGACAUUUAUUAUGAGUGAUUAAAGUGACGUGACGAAAAGUGGUAUGACUAUAGUGUGUAAAGUGUAAAAUAUGUAAAAUAAGCGUAAAAAAAUAUGAAAGACAACCUUAGUGUCGAGAAGUGCUAAGAAUCUUGAUAAUGUUUCCGUCGAAGUUUUUACUGUACAAUGUUGCUAUGACAAAAAUUUGCAUUUAGGUAUUUUUCCAGCUUUGUAAUUUUUUUAAUAGUAUGUAAGAAAAAUCGUCUCUACUCAAAAAGUACAGGUUGUGUUUAUGUAAAAACUAAAUAUAAUAAUUCAAAAAUGUACAUAGCAUUAGUAUGUAUAUGUAAUGUAAAUAUCAGGAGCUUCUAAUAGCGGAUCGAUCGAUUGAGCAACUUGAUUCUUCCUUGUUUCGGAUGGCACGUUAAACUGUAGGUCCCGGCUGUCAUUUGAACAUCUUUGGCAGUCGUUACGGAGUUAGUCAGAAGCCAGUAAGUCUGGCGCCUAUCUAACCAAGGGUUGCCUGGGUAACUGGGUUGAAAGUUGAAAUUAGAUAGGCAGUUGCUCCUUGUGGCACACUGGUACUCGACUAAGCUGCAUCCGGGUAGAUUGGAAGCCGACCCCAACAUAGUUGAGAAAAGGCCAGGCCGAUUGAUGUAAAUAUUAGUUUUAAGU